Molecule: messenger RNA, 710 nt
Organism: Helicoverpa zea (corn earworm)
Lineage: Eukaryota; Metazoa; Arthropoda; Insecta; Lepidoptera; Noctuidae
Exons: 3
Coding region: 319-645 (108 amino acids)
Source: RefSeq, a predicted model, not a curated record
CCAGUCGACAUUGCCCAAAUUAAGUUGGAAGUUGACUCUUAAAUCUUAUGUCGUUUAAUCGUUUAAUACAUAAUCUGCACGAACAGCGAGCUAGCAACGGCAACGUGACAAAAAGCUUCUGCUCAAUUCUGCUGUGCGUUUGGCCCGCGAACUAUGUAGAACAACAGCAGCAAAAAACAACAGAAAGCCAUUCCGGCUGUUUGAGACCACCCUAAGAGGUGAUUAUAAAGUGACAGUGUAGCUAAGGUGUUUAAAAAAAAACAUGACGCUGUUUCUUUUUGACAUUAUUGGUAUCUUGUUUAAAUUGUUUUGCUAAAGAUGGUUAAAUAUAUUUUAUUCUCCGAUCCUCUACGUCAGGAAGAAAUAGAUACAUUUUACACGGCUAGUCAAAUGCAACGUGAUUAUUACAGAGGCUACCCGCGAUGCUAUCAUCCGCUGCAAUACUUCAAAGAACCUGAAUAUAUGUGGCAAUGCGCUCCAGAGAUGUCUCAUGUGUACCUUAGUUUCCCGCCUUACCACGUGAGGUACAAGCAACCUGUAAUAUUGCCGCCUACAACAGAAGGUACAUUAGAGAUACCUACACUUCCUGGUAGAUCGUUGGCGGGACGAUACAAUAAGGCGGCAUGUAAAGCCUUUAUGAGAUGAGCCAUGUAAAUAUUGGAAGAAAUAAAAAUAAAAUUAUGCCAAGACUCAAUAAAUGUGCUACGAAG